Choloepus didactylus (southern two-toed sloth) is the source of this 1261-nucleotide messenger RNA. It is a transcript of the gene LYSMD2, whose product is annotated as LysM domain containing 2. Lineage: Eukaryota; Metazoa; Chordata; Mammalia; Pilosa; Megalonychidae. The coding region runs from base 475 to 1122 and encodes 215 amino acids. The record is from RefSeq and is a predicted model, not a curated record. The transcript has 3 exons.
CAGGAGCCGCUGGGGAAUCGAUAAAGGGAGGUCGACUACGCUUUGCUUUUUGCUGCGGUUGGGGCAGAGCUGUGUGGCCAAGCCGCAGGCCCUGACUGCAUGGCGCAGGGUUCCACCGGGGGCCCGGGACGCCUAAGGAUGGGCCUCUCUUAGCAGCCUGCGGCAUUAGCGCGCCCGUCUUACGGUCACCGGCGGGCCGAGUGGAGCAGGCGGCGGUCGGCCUGGCAGCCGCGGAAACUCGUUUCCUUCUGCCCCCUGCAGGUGCGCGUCUGCAGCAGGCGCCCGGGGAGGCAGGACCCAGAGGAGGGAGGUGCCCGCCAUGUCGGGCCCCCGGCACCCCGCCUCGGCCUCCCGCCUGCUGCCAUCGCGGUACCGCGGUCCGCAGCCCCUGUGAGGAGGAAGAGGCGGCGGCAGAGGCGGAGGAGGCACCGCCCCCUUGGCGAGCUUUCGGAUCUGGCGGCCUCGGCAGGACCCAUGGCGGAUUCCUCGCCCGCGCUGUCCCUGCGGGAAGGUGCCCCCCGCGCGCCCCGGCCCUCGGCCCCGUCGCCACCGACGCGCUCGCGCUCCGGCUCGGAGUCCGAGGAGGCUGAGCUGUCCCUGAGCCUGGCCCGCACCAAGACCCGCUCCUACGGCAGCACGGCCAGCGUGCGGGCGCCGCUGAGCGCCGGCGUCAUCGAGCGCCAUGUGGAGCACCGGGUCCGCGCCGGCGACACGCUGCAGGGCAUCGCGCUCAAGUACGGAGUCACGAUGGAGCAAAUAAAAAGGGCAAAUAAACUGUUUACCAAUGACUGUAUAUUUCUGAAGAAAACUUUGAACAUCCCAAUUAUAUCAGAGAAGCCUUUGUUGUUUAAUGGACUUAACUCAAUCGAUUCUCCAGAAAAGGAAACUGUCGAUAGCAGUCUUUCUCUUGAAGAACAGCCAGUGGUGGCUGGGGAGGACCUGCCUCCUCCCAGUCCUCAGGAAUCCUGCGUUCAGCCUAUACAGCCCGAGGAGGUGUCAGCCAGAGAUUUCCUGCAGAGACUAGACUUGCAGAUAAAGUUAUCAACACAGGCAGCCAAGAAACUAAAAGAAGAGAGCAGAGAUGAAGAAAGUCCCUAUGCAACUUCCCUCUAUCACAGUUAGAUGAUUAAGAGGCAUAACUCUAACUUGGAUCUAGAAAUGGUUGGAUCAUAAAAAAAAAAACCAACAACUGAAGAUUCAAAAGGAUGUCUUUUGGAUUCCCAGACCAUAUAUCUUAAAAUCACAAUUAGGUAGUUCCACC